AUGAGCGACGACGCCGGCGACGCGGAGAAGUUUGUGGUGGAUUUGAAGCAGCCUGGGAUCGGAGAUGGAGUCAAGCUGGGCAUCAACAUUCCGAAGGAAAUUCUGGAAAAACUGUGGGUUGACUCCGAGUUCCCGUUGGACUACACCUCUAUUGGUAUCAAGAGGGAAGAAGCUCUCAGCGUGCGAGGGAGACUUUUGGACCAUGUCUGGUGUCCCAUCAGUUACGUCCAUCCCAAGAAGCCGCUCUUCCCGAAGGAUGGUCAGAUUGAUCCGGAGCACAAUGAAAUUGGGCAAUAUGUCCUUCGCCUAUGGUGCGAAUACUACCAAGAAUGGAUCGACGUCAAAGUGGACUCCUUCGUUCCGAUUGACUUAGGUGGAGGCACGGCCUAUGAGGGGAAACCCUGCGUCUAUGUGAAUCCCACGGAUGAUUCUGUGUGGAUGUGCAUUUUGGAGAAGGCCGUCGCCAAGAUCCUUGGAAACUACAUGCAGUUGAAUGGCGGCUUAGUCUCUGAGGGUUGGAAAAUCAUGUGUGGGGCCUCUGAUGCAGACGUUGAGAACUGGCAAAUCAGUGCGGAUGGAUGGGGGAAGAUGAAGAUGCCAUUUGAUCUUCAAGAUUUGGAUGUUGAGUGGGAUGAAACCACGAAAAGUUACAAGGAUCCCAGCCAUGCAUGUGGCCCACUCACGCCGGAAGAGUUCUUCAAGUAUGUGGAAGAAUGGGAUUCCAAGAACUACCUGAUGUGUGCUGGCAUCGUUGCCAAGAAGAAUCCUAACCUGAAGUAUGAGGAUGUGGAGGAAUCCGAGGGCAAUCUGGAAAACGGAUUGGUCACCCUACAUGCCUAUGGUGUUCUGGGCUCCUACGAGGGACAUGGAGUCCAAUUGGUGAGAGUCCGAAAUCCUUGGGGCAAAAAGCAGGAAUACUAUGGUGAUUGGUGUGAUGCCUCAGAGAAAUGGAAGGAAAAUCCUGAGGUGGCCAAGGCCGUGAAUUUCCAGCCUCGUGUGGAUGGCGUCUUUUGGAUGACGAUCCAAGAUUUCUGCACCUAUUUCACCCUGGUGCAGGUCUUGAAGAAGAGUCAGCCUGGCAAAAGGGCGGUUGAUACUCCUUAUGAGGAAGAGCGCGCAGUGAGAGUGAAGGCUCAACGUGAAAAGGCUCAGCGCAUCAGGCAGGAGCUCUAUGACAAUGGAGGAUGGUACACCGAUGAAGCGGUGAGUUGGAGGGGUGGUGAAAAGAACCCCGGCAUGCGAAUCUUCGAGGAUCCGGCGCUUUUCGACAUGGUCACAAAGGCCUACAUGGAUCUUUGGGGCAUUCCAGAAAACAAUGCGAAGGACUUCGCAGAACAUGCCCGAACUGCACUACCUCCAAAGAUGCAAAGAUACCUGGCCAAUCAGAAGAAGGAACAAAGUAAACCAAAAGGUCCAGCUCAAUGGAUGAAAGCCGCCUCUAAAGGUCCUCCUCUCGACAAGUUGGAAGCGACUCCUGGUGGUGGUCCAACAUCUCCGAGCGCUGCUGGCAGUGGCUUGGGCGCCGUUCGUGCCUUGCAGGCGGAGCCGUCCUUCUCCGCCUUCGCGGAAAAGGACCCCUUGGCUUUGUCGGAUGAAAGAAGGGCCCAAAUGUUGGCUGAAGAUGCAGCCAGGAUUGCGGCAAUGAGAGCUGAAAUGACCCAAAACACAGCGCCAGCCUCUACACGACAUCCAAUGAAUGCUGAAGAAGCGGCCGAAAUUGCCACCAGAGAUGAUCUGACUCAAACCGAGAAAUGGGAGAAGAUGGGCAUGUUCUGA
Messenger RNA from Durusdinium trenchii, 1776 nucleotides. The record is from the annotation of a GenBank genome assembly. Lineage: Eukaryota; Dinophyceae; Suessiales; Symbiodiniaceae.